GCCAGCGAUACAGCCGACACGCGGAUGCACGCGCGGCCACCACCUUGCAAUGCAUUCCUUCUGGCUUUUGUUUUCCUCUGCCUGACGAAGGAGGAGGAGGUGACGCAUGCUCAUACUGUCACACACAGCCUCGGUUUAGCUUUAGCGUUGCGUUAACGAUCCGUUUGUGGGCGCAUGAGCCUUAGCGCGACGCCCAGCAAUUUCACCAGUGUCUGAUCUGAGCAUUACAGGACAAGACAACCAGCACAUGACUGUGGAUUACUAUAUUGUAUAACCCUUUUCAGUAUAUGAUUCGGAUUCAAGAGUUUCAUAUUAAACACCAAACACUCUGAAACAAGAAUCUUGUUGCGUGUCCGAGCUAAAAGAUCUGCUAUCAAGCAGCCAGCGUUUUUUCGGGCAUUCUGGUUCCUUUCCCUGGGUUUUCUGGUUCCUGAAUCUUUUUAAUUCCGAAAUAAACCUACUGCUGGAAUUGGAAUUCGCUUCGAGUGACGAGAUUGUCUGGGUAGCUUCAUUUGAGGAUAAGGAUCAUGAUUCGUAAGACUUGGUGAUUCUGCUUAUGGCUAGUGAUUUAUAAAGGGAGAAUUAUGGCUGGGGAGAUUGAAGAAACGUUUAGCAUUAACUUUCAGGGAGAUUCAAUACAUUCCGGCUCCAUCUCAUUUGGAAGAUUUGAAAAUGAACCUUUAUCUUGGGAAAGAAGAUCCUCUUUCUCUCACAAUAGGUACUUGGAAGAAGUUGAGAAAUGUUCAAAACCAGGUUCAGUUAUUGAGAAGAAAGCAUAUUUUGAAGCUCAUUUCAAGAAGAAGGGCCUUUUAGGUUUUAAUAUACCUGUAAAUCAUGAUGGAUCUGAUCAAACAACUGGUGAAAAUGACGGUUCAGAGAGAAUUAGCGACCUAGGGGAUUUUGAGUCAAAUGAAAAUGGUCAGGGUGUUCAGUUUGAUCAAAGAUCCCAAGAGGAUUUUGAACCGAUUGUAGACGGCCAAUAUAUUCAAUUUGAUCAAAGAUCAUUGGAAGAUUUUGAGCCAAUUGUGGAUGGCCAUUAUGGUCAAUAUGAACACAGAUCUUUCGAAGAUUUUGGGCCAGAUGAAAAUGACAAUCAUAUUCAAUUUGAUGAAGGACCUGCUGGUUCAGAUUAUAAUGGAGAGUAUGGAGUGACUGGAUAUGAAGUGGAAGGUCUGGUCACAGAAGGGCCAAAAGUUUCAUCUUCUAACCUGCAUAUGGAAUUCGCUGUAAAUAACUGUAAUGUUUUGGAGGAUGCUAUUGACAAUAACAGAAUUUUGGAUGAAGCUCCUAAACCUGAAAAUGAGACAAGUAGCACAAUCUCUGUUGAUGACACGAUGGUUGUAGAAGUGAAAAAGGACCAUGGUGGUACUGCCAAUAAUGAUGAAUCAUUAAGAAUUAUGAAUGUGACUGAACCAGCUAGAGGUGUUGAGCAAACAGCUCUCAAUGAUCCUCCAAGUCCCUUUCCAAAGCCUGAGCCUGGGUUGAGCUCCGUAGUCAACCGUGUUCAAGUCUGGAAAAACAGUUCAGCAAGAUCACCUAAGGGCUUGGCAAGAAAUUCUAGUAGAGAGAGUCCAAGGAAAACCAAUGUGGAAAAGAAUUCAUCAAAACUUGCAACGCCAAGGACUCAUUCACUAGGCAGAACUCCAAAAGAAGUUUCUAAAAGUGAGAAAAAAGUAAUUUGUGAGAGGAAAAGUGAAAAAGUUCUAGAAAUAAACAAGGCUGCAGAAUCUCAACCUUUUGUUUUAAAAGCUAAUUCCAGAGGGAUCCAAGAAGCCAAAAGGGUGAACCCAACUGUCAAUUCAAGUUCAAGAAACUCUGAGGCUAGGCCAAGGGCUGCAGCUUUCAACUUUAAAAGUAGUGAACGAGCAGAAAGGAGGAAAGAGUUCUACAUGAAGUUGGAAGAAAAAAUGCAUGCAAAAGAAGCAGAGAUGAAUCAAAUGCAAGCAAUGUCAAAGGAAAAGACACAAGCUGAGAUUAGAAAACUCAGGAAGACUCUUAACUUUAAAGCGACGCCUAUGCCUUCCUUUUAUCGCACAGCUGCUGCUUCACAUUCAGACGGGAAUAAGGAUGUAACAGAUAACAACAAAAGUAGGAACAAGAAAGUACAGAAUAAACCAAAAUGUGCAGGGAGCAUAUCAGGCGCAGCAAUUUCUUCAAAUUUGAAGACUAGAAUCAGAAAUGAUCAAGCUGCUGAUGAAUCUGUAACAUCAACCAAGCCACAUAGUAUCGCAUCCUCUGAGGCUAGUGUGACCUCUUCAACUCCUCCAACCAACCAAAGCCGCCUUCUUGAUUCGAAGCAAAUGGCUGGGUUUCCAGAUGGAAGGAACGAGCAAAGGCUGGGUGGCAAAACCAGAGUUUCAUUAGAGGGCAGCUUUAAGGAGGCAAGAAGGCCACACAGUAGAGAGAAGCGAACUGGGCAAACUCCAAAACAGAGCAUUGAAACAAGGAAGAAUAGUGUGAAGAGUAUAGCUGUUAGAAGCAGUUCAAGAAUUGGUAGUCUCACUGUACCUGUGGCUUCCUGAAAACUUUCUUCUCUUCAUCUUCAAACUGAUCUUCUGCUUUCUCCAGGACUGCUAUUAUCUUAGCUUUUCGCCCCACAAAAUACAGUGUAAUGAUUGCACCAUAGGUUAUUUUAUAAUGUUAAAGUUACUAAUAAGUCAAUGAUUGCAGCAUGCAUGCAAGUAGGCAGUAGCUUUGGUAAAUAAUGGGCAUGCUCAUUAUUGA
Molecule: messenger RNA, 2724 nt
Organism: Prosopis cineraria
Lineage: Eukaryota; Viridiplantae; Streptophyta; Magnoliopsida; Fabales; Fabaceae
Product: protein WVD2-like 7
Exons: 10
Coding region: 585-2522 (645 amino acids)
Source: RefSeq, a predicted model, not a curated record